AUGAUUGGAUGCCGCGCUUGUCGAAUGUUACGGAAGAAGAAAUCCUCCGCUGAUUUCAACGGGAGGAGGAUUUGCAGUCAGUGCCGUGCUGACCGUUUCCCACACCGACCUGCUUGGAUCGAAGUAAGGGGUGUUGAAACCAUUGCACUAUCGAAAAUCCAAGACAGUGCCGUCAACUUAACGCUGACGCGCGCAAGGCUAUUGAUCGACGUAGAAGGCCGAGGCUCCGUGGCUGUUCAAUCGGCCAAGCUGACUUUGGAGCUUCUAUGGGAAUGGGCACCACGCGUCAGGAACGCGUCCGAUCCGCUAUUGGUAUGGCUCGCUCGCAGAGCACCCUUCAUUGCUUCACACAUGGCCCCACCGCUUCCAACAUUGAAAAAUACUUCGUCGGAUUCUAAAAAGUUUGAACUGGCUAAUAGCCGAUUGGAAGUAGGGUCCUAUCCCGAGUUGGCGAGCAGCAGACUCCCUCCCAUGUUCGCGCUACUUUCGGCCUACCUUACGACAAAGUAUCCCGGCGUGCAGCGGGUGAUACUGGAGGUGGAUGACACGCUCCGAGCCGGCGCUAAAGAAAGCCUUAAUGGCUAG
Messenger RNA from Cantharellus anzutake, 585 nucleotides. RefSeq lists its product as uncharacterized. The record is from RefSeq and is a predicted model, not a curated record. The transcript has 5 exons. Bases 1 to 585 code for a protein of 194 amino acids. Lineage: Eukaryota; Fungi; Basidiomycota; Agaricomycetes; Cantharellales; Hydnaceae.